AGGCAGGAUAACCGGGUACCUAAGGCUGCGAAGGCACCAACGACGUCUAAGACGACUAGGUGCACUACCUACCUCCUCCUACCUCCUAAGGUACAUGCCUGAUGCUCCCGUCUGCAUACCUACCUAGGUACCUCCCACCCACCAUCAAACCCGCCAAUACCAUGGCUACGUGCCCACCACGUAGACAUAGGACAGGCUGCGCAUCCAGGACCCAAUGUUCCCUAUUCCCGUGGGAUAGGCUUAGGUAAAGUCGCCAAACCUGCUACCGCCUCUCGGCCUCGCGGCAUGCGAUCAGUCAGCAUCUCUCUCCCUCUCUCAUCCAACACACACACGCACACACACACACACAUACACAUCCUUGGUAUGCAUGUAGCUGAAAACUUCCUGCGACAGCUUCGCUCGACAACGCGCCGCGCCACCGUACUAGAAAGCCACCACCAUCAGAUGGAUUCCUCCUGCUCGCUUACCGUUGCAGUGGUUCAUUUGCCCGCGCUAUCUACGGCCUGCACGUAUUAUCAUGUCUCGAGAGUUUGUCCGACCUCGCAUCCCUACUCCUCCGGCCUCCCCCCCCCUCCCUUUUCCUCCCUUGGUCGCCUCGCACAUGACUGCCGAUCGAGCACUAGAGAUUCUCAGAGAUGCGAGGCCAAAGAGGCGCCGCCGACGUGCCAAUUGACUAGUUCCCGCCUUCGGCUAUCUGCGAUGAUAGUUGACCAAUCUCGCUUGCCAGACGCCUCCAAGCUCCUCGAUCGCCCCGAGCCCUUGUCUCGCCUCCAGCUCGGUCCCCUCCAAGCUCGGCCGGACGGGGUUACUAUACUACGGUGGUACGGUUGGUGUUGCGAGGGCUCAUUGCCUGUUUCGUCUGCCAUUGCAGGCUGCCUCUCGACCCGUGCAACUCGUGGGGAAGCUCGGGUUUCGCGUCGUAUUUACAUUUGGGCGGAGAGGCGACGCAGUGUAGCCCUCCGAGCUGCGUGUGCUACGUGUGAUGUGUGUGAUGCGUGCGCACGCGUGGUGUGCUUCAUCCGCAGGUGACGAGACCAGUCGAUGUUGAGGUAGAAGGCAGGCCGAAGGUAAGUAUCGCCGCGAGCGAGCGAGUAGCAGACCGUCGCUCCAACGACUGACAUGGGCCGGCCCGCAUCGAACGUGCUGCGCCCUGAGUCUGAGUCUGCAUUCCUCCCA
Messenger RNA from Durotheca rogersii, 1176 nucleotides. RefSeq lists its product as uncharacterized. The record is from RefSeq and is a predicted model, not a curated record. The coding region runs from base 286 to 1029 and encodes 247 amino acids. Lineage: Eukaryota; Fungi; Ascomycota; Sordariomycetes; Xylariales; Xylariaceae. The transcript has a single exon.